AUGGCGAAGUUGCCGACCGCUGCAGACUUCCCCGUGGAGCUCAGCCCAAUCCUUCAUGAGCCUUCUACUGGCAAACCAGUCAACAUCAUCCUGUUCCUUGCGGGACUGGGAGACUCGUCUGCUAACUUCUCGUCGUUUGCGCGCGCCCUGAACUUACCAGACACGAUAGCAGUGACUCUACAGGGUCCGUACCCGCUACCUUUUCCGUUUGGGCCGGGCAAUCAGUGGUCCGACGAUGUACAAGUCGACACAUUUACUGGCACAUUCGAUGCAGACUCUCCGCUCGGCAGAUCAACAGCACAGAUCACUGAAGCUGUCCAGAAGCUCAUCGCUGAUCAUGGCUUUGCUGCAUCACAGAUCCUUCUCUUCGGAAAUCGCCAGGGCGGCUCGGUGGCGCUAGCAGUGGCUCUCGCUUUGCAGAAGGUGUCACUGGGCGGAGUAGUCUCUGUCGGCGGCAGUCUCCCAUCAUCUGCGGCGCUAGCACCUUCGUUGAAGAACAAGACACCUCUGCUACUGCUUGGAGGCCGAAAAGGGACGCUUGCAAAGGAUGAUGGCAGCCCGGUGAAGCGCAUCAAGGCAGCGUUCGAAUUUGUGGAAAGUCACCAGUGGAAACGAGCUGAUGACGGCUUACCACGAAAUAGAGAAGAAGCACUACCGAUGAUGCAGUUCUUGGCUCGAAGGUUGAAGAGCCGACGAGGUGUGCCUGAGGAGGCUGUCGAGAUCUGA
Cyphellophora attinorum is the source of this 726-nucleotide messenger RNA. Its product is annotated as putative hydrolase. Gene Ontology annotation, cellular component: cytoplasm. Gene Ontology annotation, molecular function: palmitoyl-(protein) hydrolase activity; carboxylic ester hydrolase activity. Lineage: Eukaryota; Fungi; Ascomycota; Eurotiomycetes; Chaetothyriales; Cyphellophoraceae. Gene Ontology annotation, biological process: protein depalmitoylation. The record is from RefSeq and is a predicted model, not a curated record. Bases 1 to 726 code for a protein of 241 amino acids. The transcript has a single exon.